This is a messenger RNA of Gopherus evgoodei (Goodes thornscrub tortoise), 2808 nucleotides long. It is a transcript of the gene MUL1, whose product is annotated as mitochondrial E3 ubiquitin protein ligase 1. Gene Ontology annotation, molecular function: ubiquitin-protein transferase activity. The coding region runs from base 164 to 1225 and encodes 353 amino acids. Gene Ontology annotation, cellular component: mitochondrion. The record is from RefSeq and is a predicted model, not a curated record. NCBI's taxonomy places the organism in Eukaryota, Metazoa, Chordata, Testudines, Testudinidae. Gene Ontology annotation, biological process: organelle organization; protein ubiquitination. The transcript has 5 exons.
AGGGGGAGGGGGAGUCCCAGGAGGAGGCAGCGGUCGGGGGCGUCAUAGGGGGGGCAGGCCCUGGAAGGGGUUCGCCCCCUCCCCCCCACGGGCUGCGGGGGGACGCGCGCUGCGUGUGCUGGCUGCAUCGGGAGAGGACGCUGGCGGCGGGAUCUAAAUUGCGAUGAUGGAAAGUGGGGGGCGGCCUCCAACUGGCCAGCUUAUACUGCUGGCCACUAGUUCGGCUGUCACGGCAAUUCUGUACUCCAUUUACAGGCAGAAAUCUAAAGUUGCUCACAGCCUCAAGGGAGCAAAAAAAGUGAAUCUAGAUCAAGACUUGAAGAACAUUCUUAUGGAAGCACCAGGAAAAUGUGUCCCAUAUGCAGUUAUUGAAGGUGUUGUGCAGUCUGUUAAGGAAACUCUCAACAGCCAAUUUGUGGACAAUUGCAAGGGGGUAGUUCAGAGGCUGACACUCCAGGAGCAUAAAAUGGUGUGGAAUCGAACAACCCAUAUCUGGAAUGACUGUGAAAAGAUCAUCCACCAGAGAACCAAUGCAACACCCUUUGAGUUGGUGCCUCACGAGGACGGUGCCAACGUCGCAGUAAGGGUGGUAAAGCCCCUGGAUGCUGCAGAACUCAGCUUGGAGACGGUGUACGAAAAGUUCCAUCCCUCUAUUCAGUCCUUCACGGAUGUGAUUGGCCACUACAUUAGCGGCGAACGUCCCAAAGGCAUCCAAGAAACUGAAGAGAUGCUGAAGGUCGGAGCAACGUUAACGGGAGUGGGAGAGUUGGUCCUAGACAACAACAUUAUCAAGCUGCAGCCCCCCAAGCAAGGGUUGCAGUAUUAUCUGAGCAGCCUGGAUUUUGACUCCUUGCUGAAGAAGCAAGAAUCAAAUGUCAAACUCUGGAAAAUCCUGACGGUCAUUUUCGGCUUUGCAACCUGUGCCACACUCUUCUUCAUUCUGCGGAAGCAGUACCAGCACUUUCGGGAAAAGCAGCGCCUGAAACAAAUGCAAGAUGAAUUCAGGCAGACUCAGGAGCAGUUAAGGCAUGACAUGAACACGGAGGGUGGGGAGACUGUAAAAAACGCCUGUGUCGUCUGUCUGAGUAACAUGAAAUCAUGUGUCUUUCUCGAGUGUGGGCACAUCUGCUCCUGUGACGAGUGCUACCAGGCACUUCCAGACCCAAAGAAAUGCCCUAUUUGUAGGCAGGCAAUUUCUAGGGUGGUUCCUUUAUAUAACAGCUAAAAGGUCAUGGCUUUGGAGCAAUUUGCAAAAAUGUUUCCCCUCUUAAGGGGUUUUCUCAAGUCCUGAUUGGCCUGUCUGACAGUUUGGGCAGGUGCUGUUCCUGGGAGGGAUUUGUUGGGAGAAGAGUGAGUGGGUGAGACUGCCUUGUGAUCCAAAAUGCAACAGUAGAAUUUUACUGCAGAGGCAGAACUGACGUAAAGGUUAUAACUUAAUCAAGAAUUGGUCCUAAAGGGAGCAAAUCCAGCUAAUGAGUGCAUUGAGUUUCCUUUAGACUGCACCUUGUAGACUUUGAGGAUGGUUUUUGCAGUCUCUAGAAAUGAAGUUUUUAUUAAGAUGGUGAGUUAAUAUUUCUCUUUCUGCACUUCUAAUCCCUUGUGUUUAUUACAGUUGGUAUCUACAUAUCUUUUGAUUUUUGUACUUUCUGUUAUUGGUUUAUUGUAACAGGAUCUGCAGUCACUGUAGAUUUAGUUUGAUCCCACUUGAUUUCAGUGUCUGAAAUAUCUGGGCUAGAAGAAGCUUUAGUCUGAGAUGGCCUUUAGACUGCCAGAUUAAAGUGAUGCCGUCAAGUAGUUCUAAGGCCUGAAUUUAGCAUUAAGAAUUUAAGAGCUUUUACAAAGCCUCAUAUGAAUGGAAAUAUUUUCAAGAAAGACUUUAUUUAAUUAGAGUGAGCAGUUAUGUUCCCAUUGCCCUCUCCUUGUUCUCCUGCCAUCAUCACAAAACAUAUGAGGUUAUUCGUUAAACCUUUCUCGGCAGCAUUGGAAAUCCAUAUACGACUGCGUCUUUCUAGCACACGGAAACCAGGCAGUGAAAUUCGCCUGUCUGGCUUCAUUGUCCAAGCUUGAGGCAGAUUCAAAAGGGAACAGGCUUCGAUGGUGAAAAAUAAAUUUGACUUAGAUUAAUAAAACUAAACAAAUCUUAAAGUGGUGGUGGUAGAGCAGGUAAGAAAUUUCCUUUCUCGUGAGUUUUUAUUUUGACAAUAGCCCUUCUUGUAGUAGGUGAGACUGGUGGUGGUAUCAGUUAGGCUAGGAACUGGGAUGGAGGUGACGGAUGGGAUUGUUAUUUGGGCUUUUGGAAUCUGACUCUCAAAGUUUCUGUCUCUGCCCACGAGUUCAGUAAAAGUUGCUGCUUCCCAGCAAUAGAGCAGUAAGCAAUAAGAGAACACUCCUCUGCAGUCUUGUGUUAUGUUGUAUGUAUUUCUUUUGCUUUCUGUUUGUUCUGACACAUACACAAAUUGGCCAAGCAGCGUCAUGACAAUAGACAGUGUAUGGUGUUGGAGAAAACUCUACUUCCACAAUGGUUAUAAAGUAAAAUCUUGAAUGGGAUUAGAUUUUUUUUUUUAAUGUACUUCAUAAUACUCCAUUCUGCCUUCUUUCUUCCUUUGAUUUAACAUUCUGAUUUCAUGUGUGGUGGUGAACCACAGAGUGCUGGUCACCCUCAGUACUAUUUCACAACAUCUGUGAAACAAAGGGGUGCAUUGCAUAUUUGUGCACUGACCACAACAUAAAGGAAAGCUUUGUUGAUAUUCCUGGACUCCUCUUUAUUUUGUUCCAUGUAUAUUAGAAAUAAAUGUUUAUCUUCAAAAA